CAGCAGCGAUGGCCGGCCACGAAGACACAGACUUUAGUUGUUUUGGCGGUGCAGAGACGCUCCCACCCAAUGUUGACAAGCGUACUCCCCGCCGCACUGUCGUCGUGGCCCCGUCGAAAAAGGAUGACGGGAGAUCACACCCGGGACCACCUCUCGAUCCCGCCGACUUUCUCUGGAUGAUGACAGAGGAGCCCCACCGCACGCGCCGAACCGCCAUCAUGAAGGCACACCCGGAGGUCACCAAACUGAUGGGCUACGAGCCUCUCACAAAGUACGUCGUUUUCGGCGUCGUGUCGCUGCAGGUGUCCAUUGCAAUAUACCUUCGCCACACACAUCCUCUCUCAUGGACGUUCCUUGCAUUGGCAUACAUUGUCGGGGGUACCGCCAAUCACAAUCUCUUCCUUGCUAUCCACGAGAUUACACACAACCUCGCGUUCAGGGGCGUGAAUGCAAACAGGGCACUCGCAGUCCUUGCCAAUCUCCCAAUUGGAGUACCCUACGCUGCCGCGUUCAAGAGGUAUCAUCUGGAACACCACAAACAUCUCGGAGAAGAUGGGAUCGAUACAGAUCUCCCUACGCGUUUCGAGCUGUUGUGCCUCAACAACGUACUUGGGAAGACCUUCUUUGCAACUUUUCAGAUCUUCUUUUACGCGUUGCGUCCUACCUUCGUGCGUGCGCAGACGCUCACAAAGUGGCAUUUCAUCAACGUCGUCGCUCAAGCAAUUUUUGACUACAUCCUCGUGCGAACGUUCGGCGUGAAACCCUUGUUGUACCUCCUCUUCUCAAGUUUCUUCGCGGGUAGCCUACAUCCAUGUGCCGGUCAUUUCAUAGCGGAGCACUACGUCUGGGAUGGCCUCAACCAAGAAACAUACAGUUACUACGGCGCACUAAACUUGUUAGCUUACAACGUCGGUUACCACAACGAACAUCACGAUUUCCCGUCCAUCCCAUGGACGCGUUUGCCCGCUCUUCGCGCCCUUGCGCCCGAGUUCUACGACACCCUUCCGUCUCACCCUAGCUGGCCGAUGGUAAUCAUCAACUUCAUCAGAGAUAAGGAGGUCGGGAUAUUCGCACGUGCAAAGCGGCUGGCGAAGGCUAGCCAACUUACGGGCAUGGUGCCAAGUCCCAUUUCGAGUUCUUGCAACGAUACCAGCAAUUGAGACUGGUUGGGCUCGUCAGGGCCGUAAAACGUACUAAUGGACUCUGUACAUACCAUUCACACUCAUACCCUCGCGCUUGUGCGCAAACUAUGGGCUUUUUCUGGCGAUAUACCAAUAACGGUGAUAGGGUUCCGCCUUGGAAUGAUGUCAGUGCCACGAAAAUCACAGGAAGAUACCAAGUCAAAUUUGUUAUGCCCCCUAUCCCUAACAUAUAAAGCAGUUGCGCACUCCGGUCAAGCUCGAGUCUCACCUUCUCAACCGAUUAUCACAGUGCCCAGCGAGAUAUUUGCGACCCAUGACGGCAAAACGCACAUACAGUACUAAU
Pisolithus orientalis is the source of this 1485-nucleotide messenger RNA. RefSeq names its product fatty acid desaturase-domain-containing protein. Gene Ontology annotation, cellular component: membrane. Bases 9 to 1160 code for a protein of 383 amino acids. Gene Ontology annotation, molecular function: sphingolipid delta-4 desaturase activity. The transcript has 5 exons. The record is from RefSeq and is a predicted model, not a curated record. Lineage: Eukaryota; Fungi; Basidiomycota; Agaricomycetes; Boletales; Pisolithaceae. Gene Ontology annotation, biological process: ceramide biosynthetic process.